GUUUACAAGAUGCAGGUACUUUACCUAAACUAAGGUUAGUAUAUUUGGAAUCUUCCCCUCCUGAAUUCCAGAUGGUUGAUAUUGCAGCACCUAAUCUGAAAGGCCUAUACAUUAGAUCCGAUAGUUGGGACCUGAAUUUAUUAAUCAACAUAAAUGCUUGUGUAGCCCUCAAACGUUUGAAACUCAGCAGUUUGGUUGUGACUGACCAAUGGUUAGAGAACCUUUUACCAAAUCUACUCAACCUUGAAAUCUUUGACUUGUAUCUUUGUUCAUCGUUGAGGACCGUGAAGAUCUCAAGUAACCGACUCAAGUAUCUUAUAUUAGUCUCGUGCAACAAUCUGAUUGAGGUUGAUCUGGACACACCUAACUUUUUAGGUUUCUCAUCUGACGUUCGUUAUGGAAAUGAUAUUGUUAAUCCCUUACCCGCAUUCCAUCUGAAAGCUUCACCUCUGCUGGAAGUUAAGCUCAAAUUGAUUCCAGAAACCCCUGACACUAACUGGUACUCUGAGCUCACGAAGUCUCUCCGUAACUUUAAUCAUUCCAAGGCUAUUUGCCUAUGCUGUGAUGAUUACAAGCGAUAGUUAUACCCAAAGACGUGAGAGAUACCUUGCUUCCUCCACUUUAUGGCACUAAGCAUUUGCACAUACAAAUUGAGAGUCAUGUGAAACAUCCAGAUGUGGUGGGCAUUGUUGAUAGUUUGCUUCGGUUUUCUCCUCAAGUGGACACCCUAUCUUUUUGCGGGAAUGUAGAAUUAGAGAUGCUGAAGAGAUGCAGCUGAUGAUGAAGAUGAGAAACCUGGUUGUGCAUCUCUACCUUGGAAAUGUUGGAGGCAUGAGCUAAAGAAAGUUGAAUUGCAGCAAAACAUUGACUUGAUGGAGCUACUGGAUUUGGAAAACUACUUUCUCACAAACACAGAUGUAUUGGAGAUAAUUGAUGCACCACGAAGAUGGAGGCGUAGUAAUCCAGUUAGUUGGCAAUUUGAACUCCCAGGUUUUCAAUACCCCACCUUGUAAUCCUCUCCCCUAUCAUUUCCAGAAAAAAAAAAAAAAAACCUAUGAUGGACUUCAUUAGAGCAUCUACACACGGAAGCUUAUGCUUUGUGAGGUGUCACAACAAAAUGGUAUUUUCACUUGUCCCCAUGGAUACUGAAUUGAUGUCAUGCAUAUUUUCCUUUAGCUACUGGAUUUGAAAACAGUGAAUACUUUGGUAAUGGUCCGACGUAAGUAUAUACUUUAUAUAUACUGCAAUAUUUUCAUGUUUAAUAUAUUAACGUUGUUCCUUGUUCGGCUUUCUUGA
Molecule: messenger RNA, 1296 nt
Organism: Capsicum annuum
Lineage: Eukaryota; Viridiplantae; Streptophyta; Magnoliopsida; Solanales; Solanaceae
Source: RefSeq, a predicted model, not a curated record